Babesia bovis T2Bo is the source of this 1452-nucleotide messenger RNA. RefSeq names its product putative integral membrane protein. The transcript has a single exon. The record is from RefSeq and is a predicted model, not a curated record. NCBI's taxonomy places the organism in Eukaryota, Apicomplexa, Aconoidasida, Piroplasmida, Babesiidae. Bases 37 to 1347 code for a protein of 436 amino acids.
UUAGUUGCGUCAGUAUAUACAUUUCCAGCAAGCGUGAUGUCGUCACCUUCUGAGAAUGCUGCUGCGUUGGAACAUUCUUCUUCCUAUGUGAAAUAUUUUUCAGCUGAAGGAUGGGAUGAUUCAUUUGUAGAUACUGUGGAAUCCUUUGAAAAUUCUGACGGUAUUUUCCACACACCCAAGUCUACUCGUGCUUUGUUUGUUGAAGGUUUAUCAUCGAGUUCAAUCGAGGAUACUACGCGUUCGGUUGUGUUGUCAACACAUCGUGAACAUGGCUUUGGCGCUUGUGAAUCUGAUAUGUCAGAGGCAUCUGUGGUUGAGCAUGGCAUGUCAUUGCCAAUCGGGACAGGUAGCUCAUUCUCGAAUUAUGAGUCCUACCGCAUUCCUAAGAAGAUUAUUAUAACGUUGCGUUUUUCUGAUUUAUUGCGUUAUCCGUUAUUGCGUCUAUCGAAUUGCAUAAGUGUUUUAAGAUUUCAGCGUUCUUUAUUGGAUGAAACUGCGGGAUCGGAUUCUGUAUACCGUCGCAUGAAGGUAGUCCCUUCUGUAUUAUCAGUGACAUCCAUUUCUGGUUUAUUAUUUAUGCGUGACUUUGUAAAAGCUUAUUACAAACGUUAUGGAUGGAAGGGAUUUUACCGUGGUUUCAGUGAAUAUCUAUUGUAUCGUUUUUAUCGUGACGUUAUGAAGUACAUUGUACCUCGUUUUAUCGUACCGCGUUUAAGUGCAUUUUGUGGCUCUCUAUAUCACAGUGCAUUAUCAGUUGAGCCUGCGUCAGUCAGUCACUUACGCAAUCGUUAUCUUAAACAACUUAGUGCUGACAACGACUCAUCCGGCUGGAAAAAGAGCUCUUUGUACAAAUUCAUUGAGCGCAAUAUACGUUUUGAUAGCUACAGGUUCUUUGUGGACGCAUUAGUAGAGCUUUUCACAUACCCGUUAUUAACACUUUCAUGUCGUAUGAUGAUAUAUGACGGUCCCUAUGUACUGAACACAUGGAGCUUAUUUAACAGCAUUGUAACGUGGGACGGGUACUCGACAUUAUACAGCGGCUUUACGUGGCAUAUGGUAUCUUUGGUAUUUGACCAACUGACGCGCAAUUACCAACGUAAGCAUUCUGGUUUGUUUAUGGGAAGACAUGCAUCUACACUCGACCAGUGCGUUCCCUUUUUGCUUACUGUUGGUUCCACCGUUAGCUAUCAGGUAUCGUUAGCUCAGCGUUGCAUGUCAUCUAUGGAUGGUUUCUGCAUGCCUACAUCAUCAUUAUCAGCCCUUUCUGCUUUCCCUUGGAUGACCUUAUUCGUACAGAUGGGUCUUGCUGCAUGGGUUAUGCGUCUGAAGGAUAAACUAGAAACCUAGUCUGUAAUGUAAAUGCCACAUUUUUGAUUAGACCAUGCAUUUGCCACGCUCGUACUAUAGCGUUACAUAGAUUCCAGGGAAACGCUAAUAUUUUAUAUUACUCGC